Tetrahymena thermophila SB210 is the source of this 2697-nucleotide messenger RNA. RefSeq lists its product as hypothetical. The record is from RefSeq and is a predicted model, not a curated record. The transcript has 3 exons. Lineage: Eukaryota; Ciliophora; Oligohymenophorea; Hymenostomatida; Tetrahymenidae.
UCAAAUUUUAAAAUUUUACAUUUGCAAGUAAUACAUUAACGAACAAAAAGUAAAUAAAUAAAUUAAGACAUGUAUAAUUUUAUAGGAGGAAACGGUAAAUCUAGUGCAUAGAAAUGGCUUCGCCCAUCAAAUUAAGAAUAGUUUGAUGACGAUUAUGAUGAAUAUGAUGAUUAUCGUUAAUAUAGAAAUUAUGCAAAUAAAGCUGCUUCAGGUACUACAUCUACAGGCCCUGUAAAAAUUAUUAAUAAUUAAUAAACUUCAACUUAGGCAAGACCAAGCUCAGCGUCUUGGAAUACAUAAAAGUCAUAAAACAAUUCUAGCUAGAGUGGCAGUGGAGGCCACACUGGUGCUAUUACUAGAUCUAAAGUAUUUGAUAUGGGUAUAUUUCCUAAAAGAUUAGCUCUUAGUUAUUAAGUACCUACAAUAAUUAUUGAAUAUUUAGUUCCGAAAACAGGAAAGUUAUAUCAUCAUAAAAUAAAAAUAAGAGAAUUAAAAGCAGAUAGCAACAAAGAAAAGGUACUUAAGUAAAUAAAAAGAAGACAUGAAAUAUAUUUAAUAAAAAUUCCAGAUAGAUAGCUCUUAGGAUUGAUAGAAAUACUCUAAGAAAAUAUCUUGGUUUAGUAAUAAGAUCAAGAAAGAGAGCCUGAAAAACCUGUUGAAAAAAGCUCAAAUAAAGAAUAAAAAAGUGAUAAAAAAGCAAAUGAAAGUAUAAUUAAUCCUUUUAGCAAGAAAUAAAAUAUUACAGAUAGUUAAAUUUCAGUGGAAGAAAAGGAAUUAUUUGGUAAAUUAAAGAAUCAAUUUGAAGGCGAAGAGGAUUCCUAAGAUGAAUAGUAUAGUAGUUAAGAUUAGGUACAAAAUUAAAAGAAAAAAGAAGGCAAUUCAGGAUAGAAAUAAACCAAAAAUCACUGCGAAGAAGAGGAUGAAGAAGAAGGAGAAGAAAAUGAAAAUAAUGAUUAAAAGAAAAAAAAUUCUGACGAUAUAGAUGAUUAUGAUUAUGAUUUUGAUGAAUAUACUGAAAACGAUAAUUCAAAUAAUAUAUCAAAACCCUUCUCUUAAGAUACUUCUUAAAUUUCUAACGGUGUAUAUGAUAUUAAAGUAGCACAGAAACAAUUGCAAAUUGAUGCUUAAAAGGAAAUCUUAGAUUCAAAGCUAAAUAAAGAGCACAUUCAUUCAAAAGUUGUUAAAAAAUAAGCUAAAGUUGAUUAUGAUGAUGAAAUUGAUUUUUCUGAUUAAGAAAAUGAAGUAUAAUCAGACAACUAAAUAAAAGCAAAUAAAAAUGAAUUGGAAGAAAGUGAUGGAUAAAGAGAUUUCGAUGUUGAUUCUAAUGCAAUUUAUUAGCAUUAGUUCGCUAAAAAUAACUAUUCUCAUAAAGUUCAUACUUAAGAAGAGUCUUAGUAUACAGAUGAAUAAGAAGAAGAAAAUUUUGAAGAAGAAGAAGAAUAAGAAAACUUUGGUGAUGAAGAAGAUGAAGAAGAAUAAGGAUAAUAUGAGGAUAAAAACAACUAAAACGAGUCAGAUUAAGAAUAGGAAAAUUAAAAUGACGAUUAAGAUGAUGAAUUUGAGCUUGAUGAUAUUGAAAAACUACACAUAGAUGAAAAAAAAUCAGAUAAAAAGGAAUUAAUGAAUAACACACAAAAGAAUAACUUUUUGUAAAGUGAAGAUAAAACUACAAAGUAAUUAUAAAGUGAUAAAUCUGAUGAGAAAGAAAAGAAAAAGUUAAUUGACGAAUCAAACAAUAAGGAAUAAGUUAAAUUCGAAUAAACACUUUCCUCUAAAAAGCCAGAAAUGUAAAUGAAAUAAAAUUAGCCUAAUUUAAUUUAUGGAAAAUUUGUACCAAAAACUAAUAAUUAUGUUGAUGCAGAUGAAGGAAUAGACUUAGACGAUGAAGAUGAUGAUUUUUAGAUGGAUUUUGUAAAUUAAAAGAAUAAAGAUGAAGAAUAAGAAGAAGAAGAUUAUGAAGAUGAUGAAGAGGAUUUAUAUUAAUAAGUAAAAAAGAAAUUAGGUAACUUGUAACAAAAAGAAACUACUAAUUAAGGAUCUGAUUACAAGAAUAAUUUAUAAUAAAAAAAAUAUGAAAUUGCUUACUAUUAACAGAAGUAACAAUAAUAAUAGUAACAGCAAAAUAAAUAGUAAUCAAAACCUGAACAAGAUGAAGAUGAAGAAGAUUAUAACAGCAAUGACAAUCAUGAUAAUUUUGGGGAUGAAAAUGGCGAGGAUGGAGAAGAAGAAGAUGAUUAUGGUAUUGAUGGAGAGGAAGAUUAUGGUGAUGAAGGAGAGUACGAUGAAAAUGAUUAUGAAAUUGAUGAUAUAGACAUUGAAGAUUAAUACUAAGUUUAAUAAGCAAAUUAAAAGUAUAGUAUUUCUGGAUAAACAUAUUAAAAGAAUAAUAAUCAAAAAUCUAAUAUGUAGGAUUAAAAAAAUCUUUUUGAUUAAUUAGAAAAUGAAUUGGAGGAAAAUUUAGAUAAUUUGAUUGAUUAUGAUGAAUAUGACCUAAAUAAGCUUAGCAAAUCUGAGUUAGAUAAAGUUAAAUAAAAAAUGGAUUAAAAGUUUGAAUAAAAUAGAAAAAAACCAGGUGAUAAAGAUUUUGUUUAUGAUGUUAGAGAAAGUUUUGAUGCAAAUGAAAGUAAUUAAUGGGACGUAAGCUAAAGCCAAGAUAAGCAUUAAAUGGAGUAAGUUGUAGAUUAUGAUAUUGUAUGA